AUGACUUCGGCAGUGGACAUCGCGUCCUCAUUCAUUCAAGGUGCACCGCCGGGGGAGUUGCAGGAAGUGGUCAAAGACAUCAAGACGCUCACGUCCGACGAUGAUCCAGCGUUGAUUGCGAAACUGAAUCCCGCUUUCGAACGAUACAAUGAGGAGCAGAUGGUUACAGUGAAACUGCCAGGCUCGAGUGAUUAUGUAUUAAUAUCGAAACACAACAAACUUUCUUCCGCUUCAAGUCGAUACUACGACACUCAGACAUCCACCUCCUUCGAAUUCGACCACACCUCGAGCAAAGCCAGUGCCGCGCAAUCAUACACGCACGAAACCCAACAUAGCACAUUGAUCCAAUCGAUACUGAAAUCCCUGGCGGCCCACUUCGCUGAUCACUACCCUCCCACUACGGCGUCAGCAUAUACAGUCUGCGCGACCCCCGACGACGACAACCAGGUCGCUGUGCUGCUGUCGACCACGAAAGCGUCGCCCAAGAACUUCCUCAGCGGGCGUUGGCGGAGCGUCUUCUUGUACGACCCGUCAACGGGGACAUUGGGCGGUGAAAUCAAAAUUGAUGUGCAUUACUACGAGGACGGAAACGUUGCGCUAACGACGAGCAAGAAGAUAGACUCGGUCUCUGUGGGUAGCGGGGCUGACGGCGCGGCCAUUGUGCGCAAGAUUGCCGCCAUUGAGAAUCAAUACCAGGAGGAAGUCAAUCGGGCGUUUGUGGGUAUGAACGAGACGAGCUUCAAGCAGCUGCGGAGACAAUUACCGGUUACUAGACAAAAGGUUGAGUGGGAGAAAGUCAAGGGAUAUUCUUUGGGAAGUGAUCUGAAGGGAGAAGCGAAGAGAUAG
Molecule: messenger RNA, 846 nt
Organism: Capronia coronata CBS 617.96
Lineage: Eukaryota; Fungi; Ascomycota; Eurotiomycetes; Chaetothyriales; Herpotrichiellaceae
Product: capping protein (actin filament) muscle Z-line, alpha
Exons: 2
Coding region: 1-846 (281 amino acids)
Biological process (GO): barbed-end actin filament capping; actin cytoskeleton organization
Cellular component (GO): F-actin capping protein complex; actin cortical patch
Molecular function (GO): actin filament binding
Source: RefSeq, a predicted model, not a curated record